This is a messenger RNA of Schistosoma bovis, 2640 nucleotides long. NCBI's taxonomy places the organism in Eukaryota, Metazoa, Platyhelminthes, Trematoda, Strigeidida, Schistosomatidae. The record is from the annotation of a GenBank genome assembly.
AUGUCCGCUUCUUAUAUUCGUCGUGAUACACUUGUUUCUAAUCCCUGUUCUCUAUCCAUACUUUCUGGGUCAUCUAUAAAUGCCAAUGAGCAUAAAGAUGUUUCAUCACUUUCUACGAUUAGAUCUUAUCCUGAUCAAGCAAUGCCUUUAAAGCAUAGUCCAUCAGGCGGUCAGUUACAACAAGGUAAUCAAGGCAGUAUUCAUUCACCUAAAAUGUCACCUGAUUCAACUCUAAUUCAGCUUUCUACACCAAGUUUUGUUUCUUAUUUAAAUUCCACUACAAGUCUUGGUAUAUCAAGCGGAAAUUCUAUCACAUGCGAUAGUUUUCUUCGAUCAGCACUUUUAUCAGACGGGUUAGAAAAGCAGUGUGUCGGAAGUUCAACAAAUCCUCACAUAACUCACUUUCAUGAUCCAUCUGCGCUACCAAAUAUCCAUCCAUGUUCACUACUACGUCCACGUGCUAUGACAACAUCAAACGCUUCAAGAUCUGGCACACCGGUCGGAAAUACGCCUACAUCUGGCUCUUCAGCAUGUGCAUCUGCCCCAACUAGCACAACUCCUGUUAAAAAGUCUUCAAGGCGUAAUCCUUGGGGUUCUGAGACGUAUUCAGACUUAAUUUCAGUUGCUAUACGUUCUUAUCCAGACAAACAAGCAACUUUACAACAGAUUUAUGACUUCAUAAUUACUCAUUAUGAGUAUUUUCGGGAGCGUAGUGAUCCAACAAGUUCUGCUGGAUGGAAGAAUUCAAUCCGUCACAACCUGUCAUUACAUGAUCGAUUUACGAAAUGUCCAAAAUCAUCAGACAAUACAAAGUCAUCAUAUUGGAGAAUUAAUCCAGACGUAGCCGCUAAGCCAUAUGUGCGUCGACGGGCUUGUUCUAUGGAUACUACCAAUUUAAAGAGACCCGGAUCUGGCAAUUAUGGGAAAAUAAAUAACCGAUCAGGUGGUGGUGUUUCUCACCGAACCGUAUCCAGUCAUCCUGGUCAUCGCAUUCAUGUGCCUUCAGCCGAUAGCGACAUUACCAAACCUUCUUUAUCACCUGUUUGUGAGCUACAGUAUCCAGUGGAUAUUAACUAUUCAUCUACUAAAGUUACUGACAGUCGUUCAAAUACCGAAUGCAGUAAGGAUUACAAUGAACCAAAUGUUCUGAAUUGUUUGACUUCAUCUCCAUCUGUUGACACUUGUACCGCAACUAAAUCUAUGAAUUUUUAUCAUUGUUCACAACAAGCAAAUACUACUCACAACAAUAAUUCAAUACCGACUUGUAUCAAUAUUCACUGGCAGAAUGCAAAAUCUUUAACACAUUUAUCGAAUCCUCAGGUAUACAGUUCGAAUCCUCCCAAUGGGAUAUUCAACUCUGGUUUCUCUGGUCUGUCAUGUUCUACUGACCAACCACCAAGUCGAUGUCGAACAAGUGGAUUAAUUGAACAACUGUUGCGUAAUGACCAAAAUGUUGGAGCAAAUAGUAUGUCUUCAUCAAUGCAUACUAUUGAUCGCUUAUCAUCGGAUCAUUUUCCAAGCAAUUCAUUUCUUCCCUGUCACUCAGGUAAAUCAUCUUUUGCAGGGAAUAAUUCGAACUUAUGUACUUCAUUACAACAAAUGGAAACAGAUUAUCUUUCUAAUAUAAUGGAUACAACACCUCAAUUAGAAAUUAUUAGACAGCAAUCUUUUCAUCCAAGUGCUCUGUUUAAUCAUAUUAAUUCAUCUCGUGUAUCAUCGUCAGUUGCUGCUGCUCACCAUUUAUUACCUGUACCUCUGUUGACAGAUCACCAUGGUUCUUCUACAGCUACUGCUGCGGCGGCAGCGGCAGCAGCUCAAUCUCAUUGGCAAGCUUAUCGUUCUAAUUUGCACUCAUCAGUUGCAAGUUCAUUCUAUCCAAUACCUCAUAAUACAACGAACUUUAUAUCUCAAUCAUCUACUUUACAAUCAUCAACACCAGUAAAUCAUUUCACAUCUUCAUUUUAUGAUAAUUCACAUUUAAUACAUACAACAAAUGAUGGAAAACUUCCAUUUUUAAAUUGUUCCGGUAAUUCAACUACAUCUCUAUCACCAUCCAUAACGAAUUCUGUUGGUUCAUCUUCCGGUUCUUGGCGUCAUUCACUUGGUUUAGAUAUGCGUUUGUUAAGUGAUUCACAUAGCUUACAACGAGGAGAUCCAAUUACAUCUUUAUCCACAUCCUGUUCAGGGCAUGGUGGUAUUGAGAAUACGAGUAGAUCAUUAGGUCCAGUAACACCACCUGAUCUUAUGUAUUUUCCUCAAACGACGCUAUUCGGUAUGCCUGAUCAUAAUAUUGAAUCAUCGUUCCUGCAACAACAAACUCAAACGAAACAAGUUAGCCAAAGUGGAAAUCUGAUUUCUGAGCAAUUGUGUAAUUUAGGACGAGCUGAUCGUUCUUCUGUAACAAAUUAUGCAACACAGCAAUCAUCGUCACCAUCAUCAGCUUUUACUUCAAAUCCAGUACAGUCUCGAUCCACUGAUCGUACAUACAGGGAUUUACGACAUUAUGUUGAACCUUAUUCAUCUUACGAUGAUGAUUGUGAACCACUGGAAUUAGAAUUAAGUCUAGAACUAGCUGAUCGAAUUGUAGGAAGUACUGCUACAACGUCAAAUAGUAGUAACCCAAUAACUUCUAGUUUUUGA